CAUGUCAUUUUUUGAUGACACAGCUGCAGACGCUCCGGUCAGGGAUGUCCCUCAGAGUGUCCCCAGACUCGCUCUAGAUACUUCUGGAGCAGCGAAUGCAAGAAUGCGUCAGGAUGUGCUGCGGAUGUCCAGGGAGGAACUGGAGGACAAGUUUCUGAGGCUCAAUGAUGAAAACCUCAACCUCAAACAACGCAUCAACAAACAGGAUGACAAAAUCAAGAGGUUGACCACAAGGCUGAUGCGUUUGGUGAAGGACCGCAGUCAUCUGGAGCAGCUGGCCUCUGGAGCAGUACCUCAUCCCGGCCCCAGAGGGAGGGAUGUGGGGAUGGAAGAGCUCAUCGAAGACCUCCAAGACAACAUCCGCACUCUGCACAGUGAGAACGAGAGCCUCAAACAGCAACUCCGAGUGGCCAAGCAGCAGAUUAUACACCAACAGGGCAGGAGGGACACCCCGUACAGCCACAUCCAUUCACGCAUCAACUCUGGGAUAAAGAAGCUCAGGGACACGCCCUCUCCCUCUCCUGUGAGACCCAAAAGUGCGAAGAGUUCAGAGGGAGCAGGCAGACCCCCGACCAGCCAGCUGCCCCGGUACGGACACAGUUUACUGGAGGAGGCCCGGGCCAAGAUACGAAACCUAGAGAAUGUGAUUGAGUCCCAGAGGAGCCACAUGGAGGUGCUGGAAGGAGACGCUCAGUUGCUCCGAGAUGAACUCAAGAAGAAGGAGGCGGAGUUUGAGGAGAGACUUUUGGACGCACGGCAACAGCAGUCCUCCAACCUCCGGACGCAUGUGAACAGCAACGUGAACAUGAUCAAACUGCAAAAACAACUGGCCGAACGCUCCAACACCAUCACCGAGCUGGAGGGGAUGUUUCUGCUGCUGCAAGAGAAGCAGCAGAGGCUGAAGGCGAGUCACGACUCUGCUCUGUCCAAAGUGGACUCUCUGAGUAUGGAGCUGAAGGAGGAGCGCCUCCACAGCCUGGAGCUAGAGAAGAAGCUCAAGACCGCAGCCUUGUCCAAUAAAGCUCUGCACCAGCUUCAGGAGCAGAUCUCUGAACUUGAGCAGGAGAGGGACCUUCUAAAGGAGAACAACAACAAACUUCUCAACAGUGCCUUUGACGUGUCUCAGCAGCAGAAGUGGCAGAUCCAGGAGCAGAAGCUGAAGCUGCAGAUUUCACAGUUGGAGACGGCACUUCAGGGGGACCUCGUGGACAAGAACGAAAUCCUGGACAAGGUCAAGGCUGAAAGAGAAACCAAUGAGAGGCUGACUGAGGAGAAUAAAAAACUGCACAUUCAGUUCUUGGAGCAAAAGCAGCAGCUGGAGGAGAUGAAAGACCAAUUAAAGGUUUAUAGUAAAGAUAGUGACUAUGACGUCUCUGAACUGACAGAGGCUCUCUUGCUCGGUAAAAAGCGUAAAUCCCAGAGGAACGGGGAUCUGUCUUUCCUCACGGCCACUGGAGGUGAGGUGAACGUGGACAAUGAGGUGAGGGAGCUGAGGGCAGCUUAUGCAGAGACCAUCCAGGAGCUGGAAAAGACCAGGAGCCUGCUGAGUGUAAAUAGCCGCAUCUGCAGAGGAUACAAGGCAGAGUUGGACACUGUGACAGCGAAGCUGAAAAGUGACCACAUGGAACUGGAGCAGAGACUGGAGACUCAGGCCAAACUCCUCGACUCAAGAGCUGCCAGGAUCAGGAAACUAGAAGCUCAACUUAAAGACAUCGCUUACGGCACGAAAGCUUACGUUUUCAAACCCGACGUGAGCGAGGAGGAGGAGGCGGAGGAGUUCAGUGAGAGCCUCCAUCUUGAGCGCGGGGAGAAUGUUCUGGAGCUUCAGAUCUCCAGUGUGUCCCUGUCUCCCUCUGCUCUCCAAUCUCUAUCGGACCCAGAGCCCUACACCUUCUGCACCUACGCCCUCCACCUGUUUGACCUCCACUCCACCCCUGUCGUGAGCGGCCGCUGCCCACGCUACGGCUUCACCUCUCGGUACGUGGUGCGGAUGGACCAGGCAUUUUUGGACUAUGUGAGCCGGAGCACGGUGACUGUGGAGCUGCACCAGGCUCUGGGGCUGGACUGGACGACUCUGGCUUUGGGACAGAUCCGACUGCAGCCUUUGAUGGAGCAGGAGGGGAAAAUACAUGGGACCGUUCCUCUCAUUGGUGUAUCUGAGGAGGCGCGCUCCUUCGGCUCUCUGGAUUACUGGUUCAGGCUCCGAAUCCCCAUGACACAGACUCUGCUCCUGUACAGAGAGAGGCUGAAGGCCGUGGACUAUGUCAGCUCCAGCUCAGAACAACCAGAGAUACAGCCGCCUCUCCCAGAUGACUGGAACGAGCUCUGUGUCACUGUUGACAGCUGCGUCGGCCUCAGAUCUCGAAGCUCUGCCCUUCCCAGCGCCUAUGUGGUCUACCGCUUCUACGACUCCCCGGACUACCCCUCAGACACCGUCCCCGACUCCACCCACCCGCAGUUCAACGACUCCAAACUCUACUCUGUGCACAUGGACCAGGCCCUGCACCGGUACCUCUGCUCUGAGCUCAUGCAGUUCUAUGUGUUCGACUACAAAGAGGAGCAGCUGGACAAGUACCUGGGGAAAGCCAAGGUCCCGCUCACCUCACUGGCUCAGGACAUAGCCGUCACUGGAGUCUUUGAGCUGAGCGACUCAUCCGGACUCCCCGUGGGGCACAUCCAGCUCUCUCUGAAGUGGAAGUUCUCGUACAUACCUCCUCCAGGGUCAAAGGUUACAGUGGAGCCCAAAUUUACCUCUCAACCCAGAGUGACCGAGGAGGAAACAGAGAAGCUGAAACAGGAGCAGCCAAAAUCACCAGAACUGCCAGAGCCAGUGCUAGCCAGUGCUAAAGAGGAACCACUGCCUGAGAGCAGAGGGGGGCCUAGUGCUCCCAUGGUCCAUCCAAGUGUGGGGGUCACCAAGGCUCAACUGCCAAAGCUGAGGCAGAGGACACUGCUGAGGGAGGGGCCGGCCGCUAAAAAGGUCACGUUUGUAGAGGCAUCGGACACAGAAACACAGGUUUGGUCAAUGUCCAUAAAAAAUCAUGCAUAAAUAGAAUAAUCAAAUAAAAUAAUAAAUAAAUAAUGUUUGAUGCUGUG
Messenger RNA from Boleophthalmus pectinirostris (great blue-spotted mudskipper), 3096 nucleotides. Its product is annotated as protein fantom-like. Gene Ontology annotation, cellular component: photoreceptor connecting cilium. The record is from RefSeq and is a predicted model, not a curated record. NCBI's taxonomy places the organism in Eukaryota, Metazoa, Chordata, Actinopteri, Gobiiformes, Gobiidae. Gene Ontology annotation, biological process: non-motile cilium assembly; retinal rod cell development.